AUGGUUGUAUUAGCAUUUCAGUUAUUACUAUUAUUCAUUGCUACAAUUUAUGCUAAAUUAUCCAUUAAUAAUAGUAAUAAUAUUCGAAAGAUUACAUCAGAAAUUAAUGUGAUUGAUAAUAUUCAAAAGAUAUCAAUUGUUACAUCUAAGGAAAUAAUCAAUACUACAGAUCAUAUCGAUAGUGAUAGAACUGAAAUAUCAUCACAAUCAUAUCAUCGAUCACUGAAUGUGAUACGCUGGAAAAUAAAUAUGUUCUGGACAAUUGUUACUAUAAUUUCAAUUUUAUGGAUAAUAAUUUUAAUUAGCAUAAUUGUUAUUGUUUAUAUACGAAUUGUAUAUAUGCAUCAUACUAUUUCACAGAUAUUUUGUCCAAAAGAAUGA
This is a messenger RNA of Brugia pahangi, 381 nucleotides long. NCBI's taxonomy places the organism in Eukaryota, Metazoa, Nematoda, Chromadorea, Rhabditida, Onchocercidae. The record is from the annotation of a GenBank genome assembly.